Molecule: messenger RNA, 957 nt
Organism: Cladocopium goreaui
Lineage: Eukaryota; Dinophyceae; Suessiales; Symbiodiniaceae
Source: the annotation of a GenBank genome assembly
AUGUUUUGUUGGAAGACCUCUCAAGUCUCCUCCAACCAAGGUUGUAUUCGCUUCAAGGGUGGUGGUGCCAACCCGCACAUUUACGGCCACAAGGGAAACAAAAGGAUAGGUGCCAUAGCAGAAAUCGGCGCCUCUCUGAAAUAUUUCUUUGGGGGCGUUGAUGUGGAUCACCGAGAAUACAAUCGGUGGAAACAAUGGGUCAUCAAAGCAAGGGGUAGCUUCGCGUGGACGCUCCUCCAGGGCCGAGCGUUGAAGGUGGUGGAACACCUGUCUGAUACCGACUAUCAGGGUGGAGAUGAAGUGAUUUCCAAGCUGUUGGAUGAACGAUGGCCUCAGAAGGAACGCAGUGAUGAGAUGGGUGAGCACAUCUCGGAGAUCUUCGGCCUCAAGGCCAAGGAUUGUGAGACGGUUCGUCAAUGGUGCGGAAGGGCUCGUGAAUGCUUCGACCCCUGCAAGAGAAAAGCUGGCGCGUCAUUCCCCGAUGAAGCUAGGCGAUGGAUCUUGUUUCAAUGCAGUGGAUUGAAUGAGGAGAAGCGUGCAGUGGUGUUGGCCCGCACGCAAGGUGAGCUGAAGUUCCACACCAUGGCCCUGUCGAUGCGCUCCUACUAUCCAGACUUUGUCGUGUCACGACGCAAGUCAGCGGCAAGUGCACAUCUGGUGGAACCUCGAGGAAUCCUAGAAGAAGACCUUCCACCGAAUCUGAGCGAGGUGGACUUUCAGGAUGUUGAACUGUUCCUGACUGAGUGUGGCAACGAGGCAGACGCUGCACUCCGGGCACUCAUUUUGGCAAAGGAUUUUUUCCGCUUUGCAAAAGUCUUUGCUUCUCCAAAAGUCUCCAAGGCGUGGCGCUUGCACAGCAUAAGCCUGCUCUCCAGCCCCUUGUCACUCAUGGCGGAGGAAUUGAGUCGAACUCCAGCCAAAGAGUUCAUAUCAGAAUGGAGCAAAACAUCUUUGUAG